CCAUGAGUGAAUACACAGCUGAAUACAUCCAGUCAAAGCUUGAGAAAGAGCUGAAUGCAACCAUUGUGGUUGUUUGCUGACAGCCUAAGCUGUGUGGUAUGUGGGGACAGCAACAUACUUGCCUACAACCUGCCUCUUGUUUAGCUCUCACAUCUCAUCUGUACAAUAUUACCUUGGUUGUCUAGUGCUUGACUGUGCAAGGUAUCCACUCUAAACUGUAUAAAAAAAACUACUCAAAAUAGUGCUAACAUUUUAAAAGGAAAUAUUGCUAUUCUUUUUUUCUAAAUCUGUUUCAUUUGAUGUUAAAUUUUGUAGGACAAUCAGUUACAGUGAAUGAAAUUUAAUUUUAAAUUUGUGUGAUUUAUUUACAAAUUUCAUUUAGGUAUUCAUUUCAUUAUAUUUAUUGGCCAUGAAACCGGGACAGUCUAAAUUUUGUACUUUUUAUUAAUGCAGUGAUGAGGUAUCUUGGUUAAUUCUUGUUUAAUAUUUGUUUCUAAUUCAAAUUGUUUGGCUAAAUUUCUUCUUAUGAUUAAUUCAUAGAUAUUGUCUAUGUACACUCUUCUACACUUUAAAUUCUAUUUGUUGUUGUUAGAUUUGAAAUUAUCAUGUCUACCAAAAUAAUUGAGUCUGUGAGCAUCAUCACCGUGUUGGGCAUUUUGCUUCGCUGGGCUGUCUCAUUUCACCCGUACUCUGGUGCGGGAAAGCCUCCCAUGUAUGGAGACUAUGAAGCUCAACGCCAUUGGCAGGAAAUAACUCUAAACCUCCCUGUUGCCUCAUGGUACACGAACUCUACGGACAAUGACCUCUUAUAUUGGGGGUUGGACUAUCCACCCCUUACUGCUUACCACAGCUACCUCAACGCAUGGCUUGCUUGGUACCUUAAUCCAGAUUACGUGGCCUUGUCCACAUCUCGCGGUUAUGAGAGUCCUGAGCAUAAACUUUUCAUGAGGUACACCGUCCUCAUCGCCGAUUUGUGCAUCUUUAUACCUGCUGCACUUCUAUUUAUGCGUGUGUCUAGUGGUUUGUAUCUGUAUAAAGUUGCCGCUAAAUUCGACUUUUUAGCUUUGAUGACUUACCCCGGCUUGAUCUUGAUCGACUACGGUCACUUUCAGUACAACAACGUAUCUUUAGGUCUCUUUGUAGCAGCUGUGGCUGCCCUAACGGCCAGUAAUGACACUCUCGGAGCAGCUUUGUUCAGUUUUGCUCUUAAUUACAAGCAGAUGGAGCUUUAUCAUGCACUUCCUUUCUUCUUCUUUCUGCUGGCGAAGUGUACUGCAGAAAAGUCGUGGUCGGAAUCGCUUAUUAAAUUAGCCACCAUUGGAGGAACUGUUGUGCUUGUUUUUGUCAUCUUGUGGUCUCCGUACUUAACAUCAAUAGAAUCAUUAACACAGUUGAUGAAUCGUGUGUUCCCCAUCAACCGUGGACUGUUUGAGGAUAAGGUUGCCAGCGUCUGGUGUAGUCUUUCCAUUGCCAUAAAGUUCAAGGAGUUGGUGAAUAACUUCCAGAUGGCCAAACUGUGUUUGGUAACGACAGGCCUUUUGAGCUUACCAUCAUGCAUUAACCUAUUCCAAAACGGGACGAUUGCUCAUUUCAAAUACUCGUUGGUUAAUGUUUCAUUCAUCUUCUUCUUAUUUAGUUUCCACGUACACGAAAAAAGCAUUCUGCUGGUCGCCAUACCCGCUUGCUUGUUGUUUUCCUCUGAAUCAUUCAUGACAAGCUGGUUCUUGGGACUAACUGUAUUCAGUAUGAUACCCCUCUUGGAAAAAGACGGCCUUUUCAUCGCGAGUGUCGCUCUCAUGCCUGUGCUUAUGAUCGUUUACCAAGUCACAGUUGCGCACUGCCAGUCCCUCAGCUUGCGCUGUGCUCUCACAGAGGGUCGAACGUCGUUGGAUGUCUUCUUGAGACGCCGGGGUCUUGUUCUGUUCCGCGCGUCCUUCGCUCUCUGUGUGGUGCUCACGCUCAUCUACAAGUGUGUCCAACCUCCUGUGCGCUAUCCUGAUCUUUUUAGUGUACUAAUCGCCAUUGUUUCAUGCGCGCAUUUCCUGUUUUUCGCUCUCUAUUUCCACGUUCGCCAAUUUUCUUUAAGCAAAGCCAAAGGUUUUGGCAAAAAGAAGAAGUAAAUCAUGCUCAUGAUCUUCUCUAUUCAUGUUGAGCAAUAGGAAUUUCGGGAAAUUGUGGUGCUUCUCGGUAAUUGAUCCGGUAGGCAAUAUAGUUAAAAUGUAGUAUUGAUUUUAACAUACACUUCGCUUGUUAGUGAAUGAAGUAGUUUUGUUUUAUUUCUGACCUUGAAUUAAGUUGUGCGUGUAGUGUUAUUGUGUUAUUAACAGGCUUAGAUGUUUGUUCUGUUUGUUCGUCAUUUCUGUUCUGUUCAUCCAUCAAGGUCAUCAAAACACAAUAAAACAGCUUUCAUAGGGGAUGUACCCAAUCGAUACAUUUUUAAAUGUGAUAAUCAAUAAAAUCCAGAAUGCCAAAAUUCGCUUCACUGUUCGCAAAUAAUCGUUAUAAUACUUUAGUUAUAUUAAAUUACAUAGUUGUUUUUGAUUUUAGGAAUUUGUUGUCGUAGCACUUGCGUAUUUAAUAUUGUCAAAAUUUUCUUAUAUCUUUGCUUCUCUGUUUGAAAUAUUCCAUAAUUUAUUCAUAUAGUUGCAUAAUUGAAUUUUGUCGCAUUCUUUUGUAUGUUGAAGUAUUCAAACAACUAGGGUAAUAACUACUGAACGUAUUUUUGUUCAUGCGGUAACUUUUUUGUGAAGAAUUGGAAUGUAUAUGUACCUUUGAUUCGAUCUUGAAAUUUCCCUGAACCUUAGCUUGCUUAGUGUAAAGUAAAUACAUCUAAUUUUAGUAAAUAUUAAGAAGUUCCAUCAUCUUGCGAGUUCAAUGAUAAUAUCUAAUUUUGUUAGGCGUUUAAACGACCCAAGUCCCUCGUUCGUGAAACUGCGCUACUUUUCGGAAUGCUUGCUUAAAAUAGUGUGUACUGAAAUUGCUGAUGAAGUAAUUUUCCUUUAAAAAAUUGAGAAAAAUUAAGUAAUUUUGCUUUAUUCCUUAGACGAUUCCUUAGAUUAUCUCUCGUUAAUGUGUAGUGAUAUCGAAACACUUGAUUGAAUGCUUAGAAAUAAUUCCUCUUGAUUGCCAUUACUUUUUGCUGAAAAAUUUCACGGCAACUGAAAUUGUUGAAUAUUAAAGUGUGCUGCUAAAUAAAAUCCCAUUUUCAUUUUCCUUUCUCUAACGUUAUUUAUUUAUAACACGAAUGCCUAGAUCUCUGUACCUGCAAACCGUAAGUAACGCCAAAAGUUCAAUAGAUAAAUGCUGAUGUAGGAACGAAUCUUGAAUAGAUAAAAUAUAAUACUGGUUUUGGAUUCAAAAUUCGAAAAUUAUUUGUCCUUUCUAAACUUUAGUGUGCUCUAGAGAAAGUGAAUGUGUAUUAAUAAAAAAUGCAUGGCACAUCUUUGUCAAUAUCAAAUCAUUUAAUUCAUAAAUUAAUCCCAAGUUAUCCCGGCGCAGCUGAUGCUCCCGUAGCGUGUUAACUUUGAAAAAAUGCAAACUGCUUGAGAACUACUGUGACUACUCAGUUCUUUUUUGACUCGAUAUAAUCAUGGUUUAUUUCUUUAUUAAGAAGUGGUUCAUCAAAAUAAGGAAAAUCCUAUCCUGGCUUGGAAUUCAUCAAUUUUCAGUUUCAUGUGAGCCGUUUGUAUCAUGGUAUAUGCCGCACAUUUACUCACCUGUCAUAUUAAUGUAAGAAUGGAGUGCCGACUUUCUUCGGACGCAUUUACAAAGUUUAAAUAGAUUACUGAUCCACGUCCAAGCCACGUGUUCAAAUAUCGUUUACGACAGCGAUUAUGUCUUGAAAUCAACGCAGAAAUGUAAAGCGAGUGAUUAUGCUAGUAUAAUAAACAGUUCACUUGCAUUUUAUUUUGGGCCUGGUGGUCACCGUGCGAACGGUUAUAUGCUAUUAGAAUUCUGAAUCAUUUCAAAGCGUUGCAGUAGCCAUUCGAACGAUUAUAUGCUUUCUAAUAAAAUCACGAACACUUGCAUUUUAGAGCGUGGAGGACGAGAGCUCCUUUGUUAGGCAUCGCUAGUGGGGCACCAUGAUUGUAUAUUGCAUUUCCAUGCAAGCGAUUACAUUCUAGUAUAAUCAUGAAACGCUCG
Hyalella azteca is the source of this 4143-nucleotide messenger RNA. RefSeq names its product bolA-like protein 2. Gene Ontology annotation, biological process: protein N-linked glycosylation; intracellular iron ion homeostasis. The record is from RefSeq and is a predicted model, not a curated record. Gene Ontology annotation, molecular function: dolichyl pyrophosphate Man9GlcNAc2 alpha-1,3-glucosyltransferase activity; 2 iron, 2 sulfur cluster binding. Gene Ontology annotation, cellular component: endoplasmic reticulum membrane; cytosol; nucleus. Lineage: Eukaryota; Metazoa; Arthropoda; Malacostraca; Amphipoda; Hyalellidae. The transcript is spliced from 2 exons. Bases 606 to 2120 code for a protein of 504 amino acids.